Messenger RNA from Drosophila yakuba, 1185 nucleotides. RefSeq names its product seminal metalloprotease 1. The record is from RefSeq and is a predicted model, not a curated record. NCBI's taxonomy places the organism in Eukaryota, Metazoa, Arthropoda, Insecta, Diptera, Drosophilidae. Gene Ontology annotation, molecular function: zinc ion binding; metalloendopeptidase activity. The transcript is spliced from 2 exons. Bases 36 to 794 code for a protein of 252 amino acids. Gene Ontology annotation, biological process: proteolysis.
CCAGACAGUAUUAAAUAGGAAGUCUAGCAACCAAUAUGUAUUAUUACAGUACAUUUCUAGUUUUGGUUGUAAUCAACUUCGCAUGGUCAGCCCCAUCUACACGGACGGAAACAGAUCCGGAGCUGACGGCUGGAUUUAUUGAGGGUGAUAUGGUGCCCAGUGGAUCCUCGAGAAAUAUUUGGCGCAAUGAAACGUAUAGAUGGCCCAAUCGCAUCGUCUAUUAUCACAUUAAUAGCUAUAUUGAUGAAGAACACCGUAACCACAUCGUGAGCGCUAUUCAGAAAAUUGAAUCCAUUUCCUGCCUGACCUUUAAAGAGGCCACCACUGAUCAGAAGUAUUAUGUAAAUGUGACUUCCGAGGAGGGCGGUUGUUUUUCCUACAUCGGUUAUCUGAACCGCGUUCAACAACUGAAUCUCCAGAACAACGAAAUAGGGGUCGGAUGUUUCCGCUUGUAUACGAUUGUACAUGAGUUCCUGCAUGCCCUUGGAUUUUUCCACCAGCAGAGUGCCGCCGAUCGAGAUGAUUAUGUGAAAAUUGUGGAGGAGAAUAUCACCGAAGGCAUGGAGUUUAACUUUGAUAAAUAUGCCGAGGAAACCGUCAACGAUUUUGGUGAAAAAUACGACUAUGGUAGUGUAAUGCACUAUGGUCCCUAUGCAUUUUCCAAGAACGGCGAGAGGACAAUAGUGGCUCUGGAGGAAGGAAAGGAAGAUGUAAUUGGCCAGAGGCUGGAGCUGAGUGAAACCGAUAUCAGAAAGCUAAAUGUCAUGUACAAAUGCCCCUCCGCCAGAAAAUGAGUUCUUUUUAUCCAACGUUCAUUCGGAAAUUUCUACAGGCUUUUGCAACGUAAUGAUGAUAAAUUUCAUUUUAUUAUUGUCACCUUUUUUCGCGAAAAAUAUAAUCUCUUUUUUGUGUUGACAAAUUCAAUUAGGAGAAUGUUCGUCGCUGUCAUUUGCUUCCGGAUUAACUUUGACACUGAUUUUCUAUAUUUUGGGGUGGGAAGACAAUGUAACUUUGAUUGACACUGGGUGUGUUUCAAGAUGAAAUUGCGCAAUGGGAGAGGACGAAGUUGUUUAGCCGUUGUUAUAUAGAAAUCGAAAGAAUAUUACAGGUGAUUUGGGUAAGAAAUUUUCACCAGUAAAUAAUGAUACAUUACAGUUAAGAAGAUUAAAUAUUGUAUUCCUUAAA